UAUUAAUUUUCGGUAACUAGAGAAGAAAAGACACAGUAUUUUCGCUAAACGGGUCAGACGGCGAACGAACAACGCUGGUUUACUUCGAAUAAGUGACAAAUAAGCUCAGAGUUAGUGAAAAGGACUGUUAUACUUCUUGUGUGAUUCGUGUGUUGCGUGAAAAACUGGUCCGGCUGUUUGGAAAACUUGACAAAAAAAAUUAUGCAAAUCCCUUCCUCAAAAGGGAGCGAAGAAACCGAAAAAACGCUUUGGUUUUUUUUUGCUGCUAAAAUCAUCCCGCUUUACUGCCGUGUGCGUGUAUUUAUGGUACUUAUAUGUGAAAGUUUUGUUCAAAUUUGUAGUUUAUAGACCCAUUAUCUGUUGCCAUUCGACAAGUGUGAAGUGAUUAUUUUAAGUACAAAUCGUUUGUUCCUGUGAACUCUGCGGAAGGAAGAAAGCGCUUAGGAUAUUUUUAGUCACAGUGGAAAAGUCUCUCCGUGUCAGCUAGACUUGCCUGAGAAAUCAAUCUCUCAUCGAAGCCGCACUUGUUCGGAAUCGUUGGGAGGAAGAAACUGCCACUGUGGCCGUGUGGUGGCAGCAGGAUAACCCUCGGAGCACUGGUGCUAGUGGACGAUGCCAAUGUUGUCUCAAUUUCAAAUGAACUUUCGUGCGUUCCUAGUGCUUGCAUCGAAAAUAUGGACCUGUAUCUGCUAUAUGUUCAACCGGCAGGUUAGAGCGUUUGUACAGCAUCAACCGGUGAAAUAUGAAUUGUUCCCGCUCUCGCCGGUUUCCCGGCACCGACUUGGGAUGGUUCAGCGCAAAACGUUGGUACUGGACCUGGACGAGACGCUGAUCCACUCGCAUCACGACGCGAUGCCACGGAACACGGUGAAACCCGGCACGCCACAUGACUUCACCGUCAAAGUCACCAUCGACCGGCAUCCGGUGCGGUUUUUCGUGCACAAGCGGCCGCACGUGGACUACUUUUUGGACAUUGUAUCGCAAUGGUACGAUCUAGUCGUUUUUACCGCCAGUAUGGAAAUUUACGGCGCUGCUGUCGCCGAUAAGCUGGACAAUGGACGAAACAUCCUGAAACGCCGUUACUACAGGCAGCACUGUACGCCGGACUUUGGUUCGUACACGAAAGACCUGUCGGCGAUAUGCGGCGAUCUGAAUAGAAUAUUCAUCAUAGACAAUUCACCCGGUGCGUAUCGAUGUUUCCCGAACAAUGCAAUACCAAUCAAGUCCUGGUUCUCAGACCCGAUGGACAUAUGUUUGCUGUCACUGUUACCUCUACUAGAUGCGCUAAGGUUUACCAACGACGUACGAUCUGUGCUCUCGCGAAAUCUACACCUACAUCGUUUGUGGUAGCAGAAUUUAAGUAACAUUUUAUGGUGCGCUGUGAGACUUCUAAAAUCUUACAAAUAUUCGUUUAUUUUAUUCUAAAGUUACAACGUACAGUCGGUAAGGCGAACGGGAAUCGUCAUCGCGUAAAACAAACCUGAGCUAAACUAAAGAAAACAAUAGAGAGGGUAAGCGAAGAUAAGAUAACUAAACAUUAUCUACUGCUAUCUUAGUAGAUCACGAAUGGGUAGUAUAUUUUGUAAAAUAAGUGUAAGUUAUAUCUUAGAAAACACGCCUAUGUUUCUUUUAACAUUACGAUCAUUUCAUAAUCAAUUUACCUAAUCUUCAGGAGUCUGAUGUAGUUCUUCCUAUGUACUAUUUGUUUUUCCUAGAGUUGAUUUUGGAUGCUUUAAACAAGUUUAUAACAUUACGUCAUACUUCUAUUCGGAUGAUAUACGUUUUCAAAAAGACAAAUUACGGUUAGGAUUGUGGGCACGAUAUAAAAUUGUAGUACUAGAAUCAUCGAGGCACUGAUUUACUGAAUGUGUGAAUGUCAUUGACAUUAUUAUUUGUUAAAUCAUCUGAGUGAUUGUAGAGCAGAGAAAAAUAAAAAUCGAUGGCAGUAAAUUGAUUUACAUAGAUGAUUACAGUAUCUUCACUCACCUUCAAAUAGAUUUAAAAUGAAAGCAAAAGGAUGACAUAUAAAAAUUUACGUGGCAGUAGACAAACGAUACAUUUCUCAAUAUGUCCAUAACUUGAACCAGAUUAUAGUUUCCUUGGUUAUAAAGAUUUUAGAAACCUUAACGUGUUGGUCGACUUUUAUUGAACACAGUGGAAAACUAAUUGGCAUUUCUAAGAAUCCUAGCUUUAUUAGAGUAAAUAGCGUUUGCUUUCAGUAGAAAGAAAACAACAAUAUUCUGGUUUAAAAAUCAUAACGUGUUUAAAGUGUAUCGGUUUUACGCUGCCAUCGUGUGAAAUCUGAAAUAGGAACCUACAUUUUUUUAGAAAAUAGGUUAGACCAAGUCACCCAUCUGUGCAAAAAUAAGGAACAUUGAGUUACCUGAGUGGACAAAGUAGAAAUGUUUCAUUUCUUUUCAGAAGUCCAACAAUUAUCCACCCACAAAAAUAUACUCAAUCGUCAUUUUUAAAAGUAUGUAAUUGUGUAGAUUACGUUUCGGAUACCAAAUAACCAUAACAACUCUUCCAAAAGAUAACGAUUUCCUUCAUUCUGGUAUCAGUACAAUACACAAACACGGAGACAAUGGCUAUCUCGUCUCACGAUUGCAAUUUAAUAAAAAUCAGUUGGUUGUGCACUGACAUAAUUGAAAAAGUAUCAUUAAACUUUCAGCGUGUAGGCACAAAUAGUGAUACUUUCCUAAAUCAAUAUUAACUAUUAUAACUGAGUCUUAUAACUUUGAAAUUUCGAACUUAAAGCCAACAUGGCUGCCUAAAUGAAUGACGGGCUGUUUUUCAUCACAUCGAAUUAGGUUUUUUUUGGUACGAAAUCGGGCAACAGAACUCGAUUUCUACAGUACUCGUCGCACUUAGUCAUGUUACUGAGCAAGCCUCAUACAUUUUGUAUUUUGCACCGACUUUAAAUUUGUAUUGCUAAAAUGUUUGAUUGAAUUAAAAUUCCUUUUUUUCAAUAAAAGAGGUUGUGGGAAUAUGGUACCCAAAUUAUGUUACACUGGAUUUGGUGUAUUAAAAAUCAUUCAUUGAAAAAAAAAAGAAAAAAAUCUUAUAAAUGGGAAACAUUUUUAUCUCAAAGCAAUAUUUAAAUUUGUUUCGUGAAAGCUAAGUCAUUACAAAAUGAACUCAUGAUAGGUAGUUUUCUCUCGUGACGUUGAGAAGAUUUGUUUCCCUGUUGUCUCAUAAGUCUUUUCAGAAGCCUUUUCAAAUCAGCUGACUGAUAAAUAUUUUGACAGUUUUAAUAUGGAGAUUAUAGUCCCGUAUUAGCACCGGUCCGGUCCUUCACCGAUGUAAACAAAUGCAUAGACGGAUCUGUCACAUGAAAAGGCCUAUACCGGUCAUGGUACUUAGCAGUCCUGAUCAUUGAUGCAGAACAUUUGGGUAUUUUGAAAACACGAAUCCAAUUUUAUAUUUUUUCCAAAUUCGGAAAACGUUGCGACAUAGAUUAAUAUGAAAAUUCCGUGAUGAGGUCCAAUAUUUCCAACCAUGAAUUUUCAUUGUCCCUAAUUAUACAAAAAAACGUUCAGCUUUUUUUUAUCAUAAAAUGAUAAAUUCUGCAGUAAGAUCUAUUCAUAUAAUAUGCCAUCAUCGCUUUAAAAGCAUAACAUGUUCUGUAUUAUCCACGGAACGUUUUCGAUAUCUGCAAGAAGCAGUAUUUUUGUUUUGCAUUAUUUUGAUGCAUAGGGUGAAUAACCUCUGAAGUUAGCUAACUAAUCAGAAUCAAUUCAAGAGGCUAUUUAAUUACAGAAAUCACAAAGAAUUUACUAAACUAUCGAUAGCAAAUUCAAAAUGUUUCAAUCAUGUCAUUCAUAAUCAGCACUAAGCAAAACUGUGCUCAUCAAAAAAUUCUUCCUUUCAGAACAGAAAAAAAUGGUUGCGGCACCAAAUUUUGCUCAAAGAAGCUAUAGGUAGAGCUAGAUUUUCGAUCAUUUUGAACAGCCAUUCUGAUAACUAGUGCAGGAUAUGUCUACUAUGUACUGUCAGAAAUACAUUACGUCAACACGUUGGAAAAGAACUGGGUGCUGCAAUUAAUUACACACAUUUUUUUCAGUUGGCGUAUACCCUAACCAUUGUAGAGAUUUGUUGGUUUCAGUUUCCAAUGUAAUACUAUUAGUUCAUCAAAUAAUGAUGUAAAAGCUUGUCCUUAAAGGUUGUGUUCAAUAGUUUUUUUUAGCUAAACUUCCCAUAUACAAGUCUUCGUCAAAAGUUUUCUGUUUUACAAAUACCAUGGUUAAUAAAUUAUGCUAACAUACGAAAUGUCUCACUGUUGAAGUUAUCAUCACCUUUUUCUUUAAACCCAUUUUUCUAUCUAAUCACUUACCGUCUUGCAACACACCUUGCUAAUGAUAAUUGGUAAAAAAAUGACAAAUUCUCUUGUUAGAUGUAAGUGAACAAAUGAUGAGGAGUAAUUGAGGAAAAUGUUGUUUGACUACACAAACAACGAGGCAUUGUUUUGCUAUGAAAGUACAUUGAAAAUAUGAAACAUUAUAAUAAAGUUAAAAAAUUCGUCAAAAAUGAGCAAUUGGCGUUUUCACCAGAAUUCAAGAGUAAACGAAAGAAUAGUGACGAUAAAACAAAAAAAAAUAGACAAACUCCAGAGAAGAAAACUACCGACUAUCAUAAAAUAUUACUCACAAAUGUCAUACCACUUCAUAGUACCGAAAGAAAUAUGUAUACAAAUUAAGGAAACAACUUAGAAAAACAACAUGCACUCUUACACAAUUCGUUAUACAUUUUUCUAUGAGUGAUUAGGUAUUAACUUGUAAAUAUAGAUUGAUAGAAUGAUCAUGUGAAAGCGAAAACAAAAUCAAUGCCCAAAUGAAAUAUAAUAAUAAAAAUAUGAACACAGUGGA
Molecule: messenger RNA, 4865 nt
Organism: Aedes aegypti (yellow fever mosquito)
Lineage: Eukaryota; Metazoa; Arthropoda; Insecta; Diptera; Culicidae
Gene: Dd
Product: CTD nuclear envelope phosphatase 1 homolog
Exons: 6
Coding region: 613-1350 (245 amino acids)
Molecular function (GO): protein serine/threonine phosphatase activity
Source: RefSeq, a predicted model, not a curated record